AUGUCCGACGCUGAUUUCGAAGCUGUACGGAAGCUCCAAGCUGAGCGGAACGCUGCUGCAUCUGCGAAGAAAGGUUCUAGGACCUUUGAUCCGUCUAGCCAGCGCACUGACAACUCGACCAAGGCCUCCCUGACUGAAUCCUUCGAUACCACCCUCUACGAACGCGAGGGCGCUGACAGAUAUGCGGGAUACGACACAUCCAUCGCCGUUAAUGGCGAAGAUGAAGACAUGGAGGAUGCGGACGGAGGCCACCGUCUGGUGGGCCAAUAUACCGCGACAAGGAGCCAGAUCGAUGAAUUUGCCCAAGGCAAUGGUGUGGAAGAGGAGGACGUUCUUCUGGGCCGCGAGAAGGCGGCCAGGAUUGCUGAUCGCGAAACGGACUAUCAGAAGCGUCGCUUCAACCGCGGUCCGCUGACGCCUACACGAGCUGAUCCGUUUGCCGCGAACACACAUGCAAACGUGGAAGGAGAGGGCCAGACCUACCGUGAGGUUAUGGCUCUACGUGAGCUUGAGAAAGAAGAAGAGCGUGUUCAGAAGCUGAUCGCAGAGAAGCAGGCUCGUGGAGAGGACGAUGUUCAGGAGCAUGAGGCCACCUUGAAGUCGGAGGACAAAGAAAACGCCGAAGCUGGCUCGACCGUUUCGGUCGCCACCGACACCAAGGCCAAGAGAUCCCGCUGGGAUCAAACGCCUGCACCUGCCGUCCCUGGCGCCGCCGCCGAGGAAGCCCCUAAGCGUCGUUCUCGAUGGGAUCAAGCGCCGGCCAUUGCGGCAUCCACCCCCGUGGGUAACCAAGGGCUUGCUACCCCGAUGCAUCCUUCUCAAGUAGGUGUGCCUAUGAUGCCCACCAGCUUUGGAACUGAUAUCUCUGCACGCAAUGCUCCUCUGUCGGAUGAAGAACUUGAUAUGAUGCUGCCCUCGGAGGGCUACAAGAUCCUCGAGCCUCCUCCGGGCUACGCCCCAAUCCGGAACCCCGCGAGAAAGCUUAUGGCGACACCGGCACCAAUGGCCAGUGCGACAGGAGUUGGAGGUUUUAUGAUGCAGGAGCCAGAGAGCGCCCGUGCGAUGGGCAAGCAGCUACCGACCGAAAUUCCCGGUGUUGGUGACUUGCAGUUCUUCAAGCCGGAAGAUAUGGCCUACUUUGGAAAACUUAUGGAAGGUGGGGAUGAGAGUGCGAUGUCCGUGGAGGAGCUGAAGGAAAGGAAGAUUAUGAGACUGUUGCUGAAAGUGAAGAACGGCACUCCGCCUAUGAGAAAGACUGCACUGCGUCAGCUUACAGACAACGCGCGGCAGUUCGGUGCCGGCCCUCUCUUCAAUCAGAUUCUCCCACUUCUUAUGGAAAAGUCCCUUGAAGACCAAGAGCGCCACUUGUUGGUCAAGGUUAUUGACCGUGUCCUGUACAAGCUGGAUGAUCUCGUUCGUCCCUAUGUUCACAAGAUCCUGGUCGUCAUCGAGCCCUUGCUCAUUGACCAAGACUACUAUGCUCGUGUCGAGGGUCGUGAAAUUAUCUCCAACUUGGCCAAGGCGGCCGGUCUUGCCACGAUGAUUAGUACGAUGCGUCCCGAUAUUGACCAUGUCGAUGAGUACGUCCGUAACACGACUGCUCGAGCAUUUGCUGUCGUUGCUUCUGCGCUUGGUAUCCCUGCACUUCUACCCUUCCUUCGUGCUGUGUGUCGGAGUAAGAAGUCGUGGCAGGCCAGGCACACUGGUGUCAAGAUUGUUCAGCAAAUUCCUAUCCUUAUGGGCUGUGCCAUUCUUCCCCAUCUGAAGGGGCUGGUCGACUGUAUCGCCGACAACCUGAGCGACGAGCAAGCUAAAGUCAGAACCGUCACUGCUUUGGCCGUGGCUGCUUUGGCCGAAGCUGCCAACCCGUACGGUAUCGAGAGUUUCGAUGAGAUCCUCAACCCCUUGUGGACUGGAGCUCGGAAGCAGCGUGGUAAGGGUCUGGCAGCGUUCUUGAAGGCAGUCGGUUACAUCAUCCCUCUCAUGGACGAGGAAUACGCGAACUACUACACUAGUCAGAUCAUGGAGAUCCUUCUUCGUGAAUUCUCCUCUCCCGACGAGGAGAUGAAGAAGGUCGUCUUGAAGGUAGUGUCGCAGUGUGCUAGCACUGAUGGUGUGACAGCCAGCUAUCUGAAGGAGCACGUGUUGACCGACUUCUUUAAGAGCUUCUGGGUGCGACGUAUGGCGCUGGACCGGAGGAACUAUCGCCAGGUUGUUGAUACGACCGUGGAUCUUGGCCAGAAGGUCGGUGUGGGUGAGAUCUUGGAGCGCGUCGUGAACAACCUCAAGGAUGAAAGCGAGCCCUACCGGAAGAUGACUGUGGAGACCGUGGAGAAGCUUAUUGCAGCCCUUGGAGCUGCCGAUAUCUCCGAGAGGCUGGAGGAACGACUCAUUGAUGGUGUUCUCUAUGCCUUCCAGGAACAGAGCAUCGAGGAUAUUGUGAUUCUGAACGGUUUCGGAACGGUGGUCAACGCCCUGGGCACUCGCUGCAAGCCUUACCUCCCUCAGAUUGUCAGUACCAUCCUCUGGCGGUUGAACAACAAAUCCGCCACGGUCCGUCAGCAGGCUGCGGAUCUGAUCUCGCGCAUUGCAAUGGUCAUGAAGCAGUGUGGAGAAGACGCUCUGAUGGGCAAGCUUGGUAUUGUGCUCUACGAAUACUUGGGUGAAGAAUACCCCGAGGUGCUUGGUUCCAUCCUUGGUGCUCUUCGUUCGAUCGUCACUGUCGUUGGUAUCAACCAGAUGCAGCCUCCUAUCAGAGAUCUGCUGCCUCGACUCACUCCUAUCCUGCGUAACCGUCACGAGAAGGUGCAAGAGAACACGAUCGACCUGGUCGGUCGUAUUGCCGACCGUGGCCCCGAAUCGGUCAACGCCCGCGAGUGGAUGCGUAUCUGCUUCGAGCUGCUGGACAUGCUGAAGGCUCACAAGAAGGGUAUCCGUCGUGCUGCCAACAACACAUUCGGUUUCAUCGCCAAGGCCAUCGGUCCCCAGGAUGUGUUGGCGACGCUGUUGAACAACCUCCGUGUCCAAGAACGUCAAUCCCGUGUCUGUACCGCCGUCGCCAUCGGUAUUGUGGCUGAGACUUGUGCACCUUUCACCGUCCUGCCGGCCCUGAUGAACGAAUACCGUGUGCCCGAACUGAACGUCCAGAACGGUGUGCUCAAGGCCAUGUCCUUCUUGUUCGAGUACAUUGGCGAGAUGGCCAAGGAUUACGUCUACGCAGUCACGCCUCUUCUGGAGGAUGCUCUCAUCGAUCGCGACCAGGUGCACCGGCAGACCGCAGCCAGCGUUGUCAAGCACAUCGCGCUGGGCGUGGUUGGUUUGGGAUGUGAAGACGCAAUGGUGCAUCUGCUUAACCUGGUGUUCCCCAACAUCUUCGAGACCAGCCCCCACGUCAUCGACCGUGUCAUUGAAGCCAUUGAUGCGAUCCGGAUGGCAGUCGGCACCGGUGUGGUCAUGAACUACGUGUGGGCAGGCUUGUUCCACCCGGCGCGCAAGGUGCGCACGCCGUAUUGGCGACUGUACAACGAUGCGUACGUGCAGAGUGCGGACGCGAUGAUUCCCUACUACCCCGGCCUGGAAGACGAUGGUCUGGACCGGACUGAGUUGUCUAUCAUAGUUUGA
Molecule: messenger RNA, 3621 nt
Organism: Aspergillus niger
Lineage: Eukaryota; Fungi; Ascomycota; Eurotiomycetes; Eurotiales; Aspergillaceae
Exons: 3
Coding region: 1-3621 (1206 amino acids)
Biological process (GO): spliceosomal complex assembly
Cellular component (GO): U2-type prespliceosome; catalytic step 2 spliceosome; U2 snRNP
Molecular function (GO): mRNA binding
Source: RefSeq, a predicted model, not a curated record